Hemibagrus wyckioides is the source of this 1571-nucleotide messenger RNA. RefSeq names its product sarcoglycan, alpha (gene sgca). Gene Ontology annotation, cellular component: sarcoglycan complex; membrane. Gene Ontology annotation, molecular function: calcium ion binding. Lineage: Eukaryota; Metazoa; Chordata; Actinopteri; Siluriformes; Bagridae. The record is from RefSeq and is a predicted model, not a curated record. Bases 115 to 1317 code for a protein of 400 amino acids. The transcript is spliced from 11 exons.
CACACACACACUGGUAUGGCUUUAUGGCUGAUGCAAAAAUAGCCUCUCUUUUAGACUCAAAGGGGACCCCACUGUCUUUUCCAGCUGCUCUUGUCAGUCACAUUUCAAAACAAGAUGGCAGACAGAGGGAACUGGGUUUUAACACUCUCAGUGUGUAGUGUCUGCUUGCUGGUGGUCAGAGCAGACAUCAUAGGGCACGCCUCUGUGGGUCAGCUGUUCGUAUAUGAACUACAGAGAGAAAUCUACCAGAAUGAUUUUGAGAACUUUCACUACUACGGAAGUAUGCAUAAUGACCCCAUGGUGUUCAAGUGCAACAAGCAGCAGUUCCCAGACCUGCCCCGCUGGCUGCGCUUCACACAGCGCCAUCCAUACGACAACGGCUUCCUGUACGGCACACCGCUGCCCGAAGACCUGGGCAAGAACAUCAUAGAGAUUUAUGUGACAAAUAAACGAACUUAUGAAACUUUCAGGGACCGCCUUAUUCUAAACAUUGGGCCUGCAGUUAAACUGCUACCUUACCAGGCUGAAUUCUUCAUCGGUUUGAGAGAGAUUGAGAAGGUCUUGCCGUAUGACGUUCAGGAAGAGAUAAAGCAGGACAUCCAGAUGAUCUGGGGAACGGAUCGACUCGAAUAUGUUAACAUCACCUCUGCUCUGGACCGUGGUGGACGUGUCCCUCUGCCUCUGCCAGGACACUAUGAGGGUGUGUAUGUGAAGCUGGGGUCAGAUCAACCCUACUCCGCCUGUCUGCUGAAGCUGCAGACAGCAGAUCAUCAGCGAGAGUGUGAGGCUGGAGGGAAGUUCCCCGGAGAAUGCAGAGUGUGCCGUAUCCCUGCUAACUGUGUGACCUGGUGCAAGUCAUCUCUGAUUAAUUCAUCCAUGCCUGCGCCUCCUCCAGCCCCGACCGUAGGUUCAGGAGUUCUGGCCUGGGGAGGAGAGUUUAUGCCACCUGACUCUCCACCUGAUAGAGACUUUGUCCCUGACUACAUCGUUACCGUCAUCGUGCCCUUCAUCCUUGCCAUCCUCCUCUGCCUCAUUCUAGCUUAUGUGAUGUGCUGCAGGAGAGAAGGAGUUCAGAAACGGGAUGCCAUGACUCCAGAGCUCCAGCUUUAUCACCAUCACACCAUCCAUGAUAACAGCAGUGAGCUGCGGACCAUGACCGGCAACCGCAAUAGUGUACCACAGCCCCUGUCCACACUGCCUAUGUUUAACGCCCGGACCGGGGAGAGGGCACCUCCGGAGUAUCCCUCCGACAGCGUCCAUAUCCCGCUCAUCAUGGCCCAGCAGGAGCCUAAUGUUGACACACUGCCCAGGAAAUGAAGAUCUGGAUCUUCGGGAACCCAAUGAAGGAUCGCGAUUUGCUGGAGAGCUUUUUCUUUUUUUCUUUUCACUCUGAUUUUAUUUCUUCUGAUCUGCAUUGUUUGAAAAGUUGCAGUACCAUGUGGCUUUAAGUGCACCAAGUUGCCUCUUUUAGAUGCAUUGCUAAUGUUUGAAAUCUGUAUUUCAUGUAUUUCCUAUAAUUAUUUAGGAAAAUAUAUGAAUAGAUACCUGUAGAAUGUGUUUAUAUAUAUAUA